This is a messenger RNA of Oncorhynchus gorbuscha (pink salmon), 2475 nucleotides long. RefSeq names its product ras-related and estrogen-regulated growth inhibitor-like protein. Bases 322 to 939 code for a protein of 205 amino acids. The record is from RefSeq and is a predicted model, not a curated record. The transcript has 5 exons. Gene Ontology annotation, molecular function: GTP binding; GTPase activity. Lineage: Eukaryota; Metazoa; Chordata; Actinopteri; Salmoniformes; Salmonidae.
UCAACCACUGUGUUCGUCAUAGUGACGUUGUGAUCGAGCUGCUCCUCUCCCUCUCUCUCGGUUCAGAACAGCGCGUGCCUCAGAACCCUGAGAUAAACGGGUGUACGCAGCGCCGGUACCGGGACGCGGCUCCAACAGAUCAACACUUGAAGAGAGCGACAGAGUGGAAACGGUCAAACGACUAUUGAUGCGUCCUGCUCGAUUUUUUUUAAACUCUUCUUUUGUUCAUAGUGUAAUGUAGACUUCAAGGGAUUCGAUUUUUUUUUGAAGUGUAAACUUUAACAACCACUUUUUAAAUCAUAAGGGAAUCAACCCGCAAUAAUGAAUGACAUAAAACUUGCGGUUUUGGGAGACGAAGGAGUCGGGAAAUCAGCUCUCAUCGUUCGAUUCCUGACGAGGCGAUUUAUCGGUGAAUAUUCCUCAUCAUCCGAAUGCAUAUACAGGAAGCGUCUGUCUAUUGAUGGUAGACAGCUGAAUCUAGAACUCUAUGAUCCAUGCUCACAGGCCUGUGAGGGGAAGUCGACUCUGACCGACCAGAUCCACUGGGCUGAUGGCUUCGUAGUGGUCUAUGACAUCAGUGACCGCUCCUCCUUCAUCAAGGCUAAAGCCAUAGUACACCUGAUCAGAGAGUUAAACCUGGGAGUGGCCAAAAGGGAUGCAGACACUCUGGUGUUCCUGGUGGGUAACAAGCAGGACCUGUGCCACGUGAGGGAGGUGCGUCGAGAGGAAGGCCAGCGCCUGGCAGCCGAGUCCCAGACCCAGUUCUACGAGCUCUCAGCCGCAGAACACUACCAGGAAGUGGUCCUCAUGUUCUCGAAGAUGGUCCACAACGCCAGCCUUGGGGGCAAGGCCAAGGAGAGGAGACGGAGACCUAGUGGCUCCAAGUCCAUGGCCAAACUCAUCAAUAAUGUCUUCGGGAAGCGGAGGAAAUCGGUGUGAAAGGGGAGAUGGGAAAGGUCAAGUGUUUACCCCAGGCCUAAAGAAGCCUUGUUACUUCGUUACUCCCCUUGGGACUGUUGUUGAACGGUGAAAGGGAUUGUGGGAAAAGGUCGAUAACGUUGAACGGACCCACCACCGACAACAACAUGGGCUUCACCUACUUUACUUGCUGUUGCUAUUAUUAUUGUUGAUCAUGAAAAGAGUCAAUAAUAAUUAGACCUCCACUCCUCUGGUUGCCAACCACCAAGGACAGCUCUAUGUGGUAUAAAUGGUUCUGCACUUAGAACAGAGCUUAGUGGACUGAUAGGACUGCUGCUGCUUACAGACUUUCUGACUCGUGCUUACCAUACUUGCUACUGUGUGUGUGUGUGUGUGUGUGUGUGUGUGUGUGUGUGUGUGUGUGUGUGUGUGUGUGUGUGUGUGUGUGUGUGUGUGUGUGUGUGUGUGUGUGUGUGUGUGUGUGUGUGUGUGUGCGUGCGUGUAAAUGACACCACAGGGAGACUCCAUUAUUAUCUAUGUAGAGAAAAUGAUAGCACAGGGGAGACUCCCUUAUUAGCUAUGUAAAGUAUAUCACCACAUGGGGAGACUCCAUUAUUAGCUAUGUAAAGUGAAUGACACCACAGGGAGACUCCAUUAUUAGCUAUGUAACGUAAAUGACACCACAGGGAGACUCCAUUAUUAGCUAUGUAAAGUAAAUGACACCACAGGGAGACUCCAUUAUUAGCUAUGUAAAGUAAAUGACACCACAGGGAGACUCCAUUAUUAGCUAUGUAAAGUAAAUGACACCACAGGGAGACUCCAUUAUUAGCUAUGUAAAGUAAAUGACACCACAGGGAGACUCCAUUAUUAGCUAUGUAACGUAAAUGACACCACAGGGAGAGUCCAUUAUUAGCUAUGUAAAGUAAAUGACACCACAGGGAGACUCCAUUAUUAGCUAUGUAACGUAAAUGACACCACGGGGAGACUCCAUUAUUAGCUAUGUAAGGUAAAUGACACCACGGGGAGACUCCAUUAUUAGCUAUGUAAAGUAAAUGAUACCACGGGGAGACUCCAUUAUUAGCUAUGUAACGUAAAUGACACCACAGGGAGACUCCAUUAUUAGCUAUGUAACGUAAAUGACACCACAGGGAGACUCCAUUAUUAGCUAUGUAAGGUAAAUGACACCACAGGGAGACUCCAUUAUUAGCUAUGUAACGUAAAUGACACCACAGGGAGACUCCAUUAUUAGCUAUGUAACGUAAAUGACACCACAGGGAGACUCCAUUAUUAGCUAUGUAAGGUAAAUGACACCACAGGGAGACUCCAUUAUUAGCUAUGUAAAGUAAAUGAUACCACGGGGAGACUCCAUUAUUGGCAUGGAGGUUGUUUUGGGCGGGGGGAGAUUAUUUCUGUGGUUACUGUGGUUUCCAUGGAAAGGUAAUGUAUCAUAAAAUAAUGAAUGUCUGUCUGUUUAGUUCCAUCUUCAUGUUGUUAAUUGUUCCCUGGAAUAAAGUCUGAAUUAUAAACUCAUAAAAUAAUGUAAAACUAUAAUAAACA